Arxiozyma heterogenica is the source of this 1167-nucleotide messenger RNA. RefSeq names its product mannosylinositol phosphorylceramide synthase catalytic subunit SUR1 (gene SUR1). The coding region runs from base 1 to 1167 and encodes 388 amino acids. Gene Ontology annotation, molecular function: mannosyltransferase activity. Gene Ontology annotation, biological process: mannosyl-inositol phosphorylceramide biosynthetic process. The record is from RefSeq and is a predicted model, not a curated record. The transcript has a single exon. Lineage: Eukaryota; Fungi; Ascomycota; Saccharomycetes; Saccharomycetales; Saccharomycetaceae.
AUGAGAAGAGAAUUAAAAAUAUUAUUAUGUGCUAACCUUUUUCUAAUUAUAUUCAUAUUAUAUUAUACAUUCGAUCUUCAUAUGUUGAUCAUUGACAACACCAUAGAGGAUAGCAUACCAAGUAAAGAUAUUGCCCCGAACAGCACAUGGUCAACAGACAAUUUAAAUGAAAAUAUACUGAUACCAAAAAUCAUACACCAAACUUACAAGGAUGAAAACAUCCCAUCGCAUUGGAAAGCAGGCCAAGCUAAGUGCCAAAACCUAAAUCCUGAUUAUAAAUAUAUUCUUUGGACGGACGAAAUGAUUGAGGAGUUUAUCGGAAGAGAAUUUCCUUGGUUUCUACCAGUUUUGAAGUCUUAUAAAUACCCAAUCCAAAAAGCAGAUGCUAUUAGGUAUUUCGUUCUUUGGAAAUAUGGUGGGAUAUAUGUCGAUUUGGAUGAUACGUGUCAGCGUAAUUUUGAUCCAUUAUUGAAAUAUCCUGUCUUUUUAAGGAAGACAGCACCAUUUGGUGUAUCAAAUGAUGUAAUGGGAGCCAUUCCAAAUCAUCCAUUUUUCUAUAAGGCUAUACACUCGUUAAAACAUUACAAUAAAAACUGGUUUGCUCCAUACUUCACAAUCAUGGCAUCCACUGGUCCUGUUUUUAUUAGUAUAGUAUGGAAACAGUAUAAAAGAUGGGAAAAGAUUAAGCAAUAUUGGGAUUCAAGUUACCAUUAUAUAGAUUCAGAAAGAAGUGUACGGAUCUUACAACCAUGGGAUUAUAAGGACUAUCCAAACUCUUUCUUUUCUAUUUCAAAGGGAAGUUCCUGGCAUCUUGAUGAUGCCGACUUUAUUAAGUCUUUCCUAACCCAUAUUUUAUCCUGUGUCGUGGCUGGAUUCAUUAUUGGUUUCGUGAUAUUAUAUGGUGAAUAUUCCAUUUAUUGUUUUAUGUGCUCCAAAAAAAACUAUAGUUUAACAUCUAUAUGGAAUUCCAUUAAAGAGUUCAUCUCAAAUAGUAGAGCUUAUGUGAACUUAAAUGAUGACAGUGAUGAAUACAACAGUUCAUAUCAUCCAUCCCAUAGUUAUAAAAACAACCGUCAAGCUCCAUCUAGAUUAAGAAAAGAUUCUAAUAAUCUAAUGUAUAUGAUUGAUUUAGAAAAAAACAUCAAGAUGAAUCCUAAUAGUAAUUAA